Molecule: messenger RNA, 1623 nt
Organism: Talaromyces amestolkiae
Lineage: Eukaryota; Fungi; Ascomycota; Eurotiomycetes; Eurotiales; Trichocomaceae
Exons: 8
Coding region: 1-1623 (540 amino acids)
Biological process (GO): amino acid transmembrane transport
Cellular component (GO): membrane
Molecular function (GO): amino acid transmembrane transporter activity
Source: RefSeq, a predicted model, not a curated record
AUGUCUGAAUCCGAAAUAUCCAAAAGCGCCAUCCAGGCGACGGCAACUUCACCCACUGCCGAUGAAGACGCCAAAAGCACUUCCUACACUGUUGCAGCCAAUGGUAAUGUUAUGGAAAAUGGCCUACAGAGAGGGCUGAAAAGUCGGCAUCUUGUCAUGAUCAGUUUUGGCGGUGUGGUUGGUGCUAGUAUAUGGUAUGGCACAGGGUUUGCGGUUGCGUAUAGCGGUCCAGUGGGCGCGUUGAUUUGCUUUUUAAUCGUUGGAAUUGACGUUUUCUUCGUCAUGCAAUGCUUGGGAGAGAUGUCAACAUUGUUCCCAAUCCCCGGUGCUUUUAUAGAACUUGCCGGCCGCUUCGUUGAUCCUGCUCUGGCAUUCAGUGUUGGGUAUAAUUACUGGUAUCUCUGGGUUACAAAUAUAGCCGGCGACUUCAAUGCUAGUUCUAUUAUCAUGGGUUAUUGGACGUCAGCAGUACCUUCAUACGGAUGGAUAUUGAUAUGGUGGGCAUUCUACCAGGUCACAUCGCUCCUUGGGGUAGUAGUCUGGGGAGAAAUGGAGUUCUACUUUGCCUGCUGGAAGCUCUUUUGUAUCCUUGGUGGAUUCCUCUGCGCCAUCUUGUUGAACACCGGAGCCAUCGGUGGCGAUUAUAUUGGGUUUCGCUAUUGGAAAGACCCAGGUCCAAUUGCAAAUGGCAUCAAUGGAUUUGGGCAAUCGUUUCUUCUAGCGGCGGUGUAUUACUGCGGUACUGAAAUGCUCGCACUGACUGCUGCAGAAAGCAAACACCCCGAAAGAGAUGUGCCCAGGGCUAUUAAACAGACUUUUUGGCGGGUUUUGAUCAUAUUCAUGGGUCUAGUCUUCUUCGCGGGUAUACUCGUCCCUUCAAAUAGCCCCGAUCUCCUCACUGCCGCAACCAAAUCUGGCAAGUCUCCAUGGACUAUUGCGUUCAAGAAUGCCGGAGCCCCCCAACUUGGAAACGUCGUCAAUGUUGUUAUGAUCACGGCCCAAUUCUCUUCUAUGAACUCGGCACUUUACGUUGCAUCUCGAAGUCUCGUCACCCUUGCUUCCCAAGGGCGCGCGCCCAGGUUCUUUGCCAAAACUACGAAGAAUGGUACUCCAGUCAACUCUCUCGUAUUCUGCAAUGCCCUUGGUCUCAUCGCCAUGCUGAACUACAAAGCCGGACCCGGGAAAGUGUUCACCUAUCUCACCGAUAUCUCAGGAUCAGCCACAUACAUCGCCUGGGCAGUUAUUGGUGUGACGCAUCUACGGUUCCGAAAAGCCUGGGCAGUGCAAGGUCACAGCACCGCUGAGUUGCCUUACAAAGCUCUUUUCUACCCUUACGGCACAUGGUUUGUAGUGUUCAUAAACACCUUCCUGACCUUGAUUGCGGGCUAUUCGGUGUUCAUCGAUGGGUUCGAUGCCGUCGGAUUUGUCGUCAAUUAUAUUGUCGUUGCUGUUUUUGUUGUUCUCUUCGUCGGGUGGAAGAUUAUCAAGAAGACGAAGGUCGUACCCUUGAUGGAAGUCGAUUUAUCCACUGGUCGGAGAGAUAUUCCUCGGGAGCAAUUCGCGAGUGAGCCAAAGAAACACAUUCCUUGGUAUAUCGUUGUCAAACGAUUUAUCUUCAGCUAG